Durusdinium trenchii is the source of this 597-nucleotide messenger RNA. NCBI's taxonomy places the organism in Eukaryota, Dinophyceae, Suessiales, Symbiodiniaceae. The record is from the annotation of a GenBank genome assembly.
GCCAAGGCCAGGGUCGAGCCAAAGAAGGAGACGAAGGAAGAGAAGAGCACAAAGGCUGAGAAGAGCAAGAAGGAGGAGAAGAGCGCAAAGGAGGAUAAGAACACAAAGGACGACAAGAACAAGAAGGACGAGAAGAGCAAGAAAGACGAGUUUUGUGAGCGUUGCUUCGAGAGAGACGAUAAGAACACAAAGGAAGAGAAGAGCAAGAAAGACGAGAAGAGCAAGAAAGACGAGAAGAGCAAGAAGGAAGAGAAGAGCAAGAAGGAGGAGAAGAGCCCAAAGGAUGAUAAGAACACAAAGGAAGAGAAGAGCAAGAAGGAGGAGAAGAGCAAGAAGGAUGAGAAGAGCAAGAAGGACGAGAAGAGCAAUAAGGAAGAGAAGAGCAAGAAGGAAACUAAAGACAAGGAUGAUGAUAAGAAGGAUAAGAAAAAGAAGAUCAACAGAGGGGAGUGGCUCAAGAGCUUCAAAGUUGAGAGUGACGAGGAAGAGGAUGAGAAGAAGAAGAAAAACAAGAGCAGGAAGGAAAAGAAGAAAGGGUCCAAGUCCGAGUCUGACAAGUCAAAGAGUGAUGGCGAGGCCUUUGUUAGCCUGCGUUGA